CAGUUCCCUGUUUUCUGAGAGAUGAUAAGAUAAGUAGCUGUAUAAAAAAGCUGGUCUUCCUCUUGUUCAGCACCUCGUCACGGGACGGCUGAAGCUACAGACGGCAAACGGUAACCAUCAUCUUCAGCAUCUCAUCAUCUCAUCAUCUUCACCAUGAAGGCGCUGACUGUGUCUGCACUUGUUUGUGCCAUGAUGGCUCUGACUAGAGCUGCUGCUCUUCCAGAGGAAACAUCCGGGAAUGGAAGUGACAAAACAGCUAAGAGUCACCUGGUCAAGAGGUCAACAUCUUGCGACGGUGGUUGGUCUGAGUUCCACGGUCGCUGUUUCUAUUACGUUCCCAUAGCCAUGACCUGGGCUCAAGCUGAGAAAAACUGCCUGUCCAUGGGUGGAAACCUCGCAUCCAUUCACAAUGUCAUGGAGUACCAUGAGAUUCAGAGGCUGAUACUGAUGUCCAGUCAUGAGUACAAACAAGCAUGGAUUGGAGGCUCUGAUGCACAGGAGGAGAAGCAAUGGUUCUGGAUUGAUGGUACACCUUUCAACUACUUGAACUGGUGUGCUGGAGAGCCAAAUAACCAUCACGGCAAGCAGAAUUGUUUGCACAUGAAUCAUGCAGCUCUGAAGUGCUGGGAUGAUUUACAGUGCCACAAUCGAGUACCGUCUGUCUGUGCCAAGAAAAUCAGAUGAUUCAUGGCUGUUACAGAGACAGGAAGUACCUGUACCUUGUGUGCUGCUUUCAAAUACAUCCGUCUUCACACCAUCCAUCUCACAUAUGAGCUGACGGGUUUAAUUUACCUUUCAUAUCUGUAUUUUUCUCUUCUAUCGCUGUAACGCUACAUAAGGAACGAAGUGACAGGCGACAUAGAUAAGAGCUGGAGUGACUCGGAGGCCUUGUGCCUUUUAAUAAGAGCUCACUGGAUGUGUUAUGAAAAGAAUGCUUUAAGCACAACUUCACAUAUAUUCUGCAGAAUGAACUAUUCUUUCUUUAUGCAACAAUAAAAGCCUCAAGCAUUGAAACAA
Molecule: messenger RNA, 1017 nt
Organism: Sebastes umbrosus (honeycomb rockfish)
Lineage: Eukaryota; Metazoa; Chordata; Actinopteri; Perciformes; Sebastidae
Product: type-2 ice-structuring protein-like
Exons: 7
Coding region: 154-684 (176 amino acids)
Molecular function (GO): signaling receptor activity
Source: RefSeq, a predicted model, not a curated record